UUAAACAGUACAUCUUCUUGCCGGGACAGGAGAACACGUUCAAAUCAAUUGAUUUUCCGAAUUAACGGUGCUGAAAUUAACACGCUUUCACUGUUCUGUUAAGUUGUUUACUGCUUGUGUUAUGCAUAACAAUAUAGAGUAGAAAACAUGCACAAAUGACUUGAAAGUACUGGGUAUGGCGAAUGUCUCGCCAGCCAUCAAAAACCGUGAGGCGUAGUCUCUUUGUUUGUGCAUGCGCCAUUUUAAACAAAUUGGAUGCUAAGAGUACGACGACACAGUCAAAAGCUAAACAAUAUUCCGUCAAGCUUACAUUGUUCUGUCAGCACCUUUGUGAACUCGACUAAUGUCGUUUAUCUUGAUCCCUAACUUGCCAUUUGAUCCUCAUUUCAUAUUCCUCUCAGGUAAAGAAUGGAAGAUGGUACGGAGUGUUUUGAACCCAACCUUCUCCCAUGCGAAAAUGCGGAUGAUAUCACGUAUCAUCGAUGACUGUACUAACACUACAGUAGAGAUCCUGGACCAACGAAUUGCCUCGAGCGCGGGGGAUGUGGAUAUCUCCGCUAUGGCUCAAGGGCUCACCAUGGACACUAUCACGAAAUCAAUUCUUGGUUGGAAGUGCGAGUAUCAGCGAAAUCCAGAGGACCCCUUCCUCACGAGUUUAAGGGAGACUAUGAUAGGCGCAGACAAUCCCAUCAUGGACGUCACCGUGGCUCUUCCUGCCAUACGGUGGUUCCUCGCGCCGAUCCUUCCACACACGCACUACGGAAAGAUGUUCAUCUGCGUUACCGAGAGCGUGCGUGAAGUGAUCAAAGCGCGACGGCUUCUGGAGGACGAAAAUCGGGAAAAGGAAUCUCGCGCAGUGGAUAUGCUUCAGCUCAUGCUGGACGCGCGGCACAAAAGCAACGCUAAGAACGACAACAGCUGCAGCGACCGCCUGUCCAUGACGGACCAGCACGUGGUGUCCAACUGUUUUAUCGCUUUGGGUGGUGGCUUUGAGACGACGUCGCUUACACUGGCGUUGCUCCUGGACGAGCUGGCUAGAAACCCGGAAGAGCAGCAGAAACUGUACGCAGAGCUUUCGUCUGCGUUACCGGGUGACGUAACCCCGGAGGUCCUGUUCGACAAGUUGCAGAAUCUCAAAAGGCUCGAGAUGGUAAUCAAUGAAGGUUUGCGCAAGUACCCGCCGCUGGUGUUCUUCACCGCAAGAAUGUGUUACCGGGACACCGAGCUCGCUGGAAAGAUCAUACCGGGAGGGACGCGCCUGAUAGUGCCAACGUGGAAUAUUCACCGGAAUCCAGAUCUUUGGCCGAACCCGGAUAGGUUCAUCCCGGAUCGGUUCUCAGAAGGCUGGGAGAAAGAGAAGCAUCCCGCCUCCUACGUACCAUUUGGAAUGGGACCACGCGAGUGCAUUGGAAAGAAGUUCGCGCUGUUGGAACUUAAGAUGGCAAUUUUUAAACUGGUGCGACGAUAUGAGUUUAGCCUCAGCCCUCAGAGUGCAAGCGCUCUCAAAUUUGAAGUUCCCUUGAUAUCUAUCAACCCCGUUAACAAUAUUGUGCUUCACGUUAAACGUAGGUGCACUUAGCGCCUCACAGGUGCCUCCCAUCUUCUAUUAUGCCGCGUGAUCCUGGAAAAAGCCGCGUCAAAUAAAUUUUUCGGGUUUGCAAUCGCGCAGGCGCCGGCAUUUGUAAACCCAACGCGCCUGGCAAUAAUCAAAUAUUUUAUUUAAAUGCCGGCGCAGUUAUCAACUAGAAAGUGUCACAAUGCUAAAAAGCAACUCCUGGACCUUUUACUCUGUAGACUCCACUUACCUGCAGUUUUUUCUUUGUUUCCACUUUUAUGUAAAAAAAACUCCACAAUCAGUGGAAUGUAUCUAAAAAAACUGCAAUGGGCACAGAGAUGGGGAUUGGCACACACAACGACGUAGCGGCAUUCAGCUUAUAAUUCUCGCAGUUUAUCUUGCAAGCCCGCCCACUGACGGGAGCCUAUUAGCACUAUAAGUGUCUCCAAUACCCACGUCAACACCGGCAACUCGAUCUUGUCUGUUCUGAGAGUGAUCAAUUAUGUCUAUAACGUGGCACAUUCACUGCAGGCUCUAUGUAGAACUGCCGUGAGAAAAGGUGCAAUACGGGUGAACUAUUGUUUUACGGCCGCCGUAAUAUACGGGUAUACAAUGCCACGCAAGAGAGGGCAGAUCACGACGAUUCUGCUUGUGGCCACUACACUGCUGUGAGGCUUGUUUGCUUGGUCGUCCGUGUUGUCUGUGCGUAUAUUGUAAGUGAACUGUAAAUAAAGUACCUUGCUUCCC
Molecule: messenger RNA, 2302 nt
Organism: Rhipicephalus sanguineus (brown dog tick)
Lineage: Eukaryota; Metazoa; Arthropoda; Arachnida; Ixodida; Ixodidae
Product: cytochrome P450 3A6
Exons: 2
Coding region: 344-1579 (411 amino acids)
Molecular function (GO): oxidoreductase activity, acting on paired donors, with incorporation or reduction of molecular oxygen; heme binding; monooxygenase activity
Source: RefSeq, a predicted model, not a curated record